AUGAAGACUGUUUCCGCUGCUACGGUUCUCUCGCUGAGCUGGCUGGCCCACUCAGCGACAGCCUUGCCGUCUAGCAGUGUUGCUGUGUCUGCUACCUCUACCUCUGUGGUUCCUACUGCUACCGCUACCAGCGGUUUCCGAAGUGUCGCGUAUUUUGCGGAUUGGGAUAUCUACAGCAGCAUUAACUUCUUCCCCCAAAAUAUAACCGCCUCGACACUUUCUCACCUCAUCUACUGUUUCGCUAAUGUCAAUUCAACCACUGGCUCAGUCGGCCUCUCCGAUGUAUGGGCCGAUUUGCAGUUCCCAUACCCUGGUGACAACAGCAGUGAUACCAGUGCUGUUGCUGGUAACGUCAAGCAAUUAUAUCUCAUGAAACAACAGAACCGCAACCUCAAAACGUUGCUGUCUAUUGGUGGAGCCACCUACUCUACCAACUUUGCCAACUUUACCUUGACUCAGGAGGGUAGACAAACUUUUGCUCAGAGUGCCGUUGAGUUGGUUCAAAACCUGGGUUUCGAUGGUAUUGAUAUCGACUGGGAGUAUCCCACCGACCAGGCACAUGCUGAGGCUUUCACUAGACUUCUUGAAGAAGUCCGAACUGCUUUGGACAACUACUCCGACCAGUGGGCAAACAAUACAAAUCUCUUGCUGAGUGUCGCCGCGCCUGCUGGUGCCUCGAGCUACCAGGUCAUGGAUCUCGCUGGAAUGGACAAAUAUCUCGACAUGUGGAACUUGAUGGCCUAUGAUUAUGCCGGCUCUUGGUCCGAUAACAGCGGUGAUCUAGCCAAUGUAUAUGCUUCCAAGUCUGACCCCAACAGCACUCCUACUAAUACCGACGAUGCCAUCACCUACUACCUCAGCCAAGGUAUCUCUGCUAGCAAGAUCAACCUUGGGAUGCCUAUUUACGCUCGAACCUUCCCCGACACCACUGGUCUUGGCCAGCCCUUCAAUAAGACUGCCGCGGCUGAAGUCAACUACAACGCAAUUGACACCACCAACGCAAACAUCACGGAAUUGACUGAUGUACUUGCCAGCUACAGCUACAACUCCUCCAGCGACGGCACUCUAUACAGCUUCGAUACCCCUAACAUCGCCAAAUUGAAGACCGAGUAUGCUCAGUCCAAGGGUCUCGGUGGUGCCAUGUUUUGGGAAAUCAGUGGUGAUAAAGUUGGAGAGGAGAGCAUUAUCGGCACCGUUGUUAACGCCGUUGGUGGUUCUACUGCCCUUGACCAGUCUCAAAACCUUCUUUCCUACCCCAACUCCAACUACACCAACCUCCGCAACCAGAUGGGAAAUUAA
Messenger RNA from Talaromyces proteolyticus, 1299 nucleotides. Its product is annotated as chitinase. Gene Ontology annotation, cellular component: extracellular region. The record is from RefSeq and is a predicted model, not a curated record. Bases 1 to 1299 code for a protein of 432 amino acids. The transcript has 3 exons. NCBI's taxonomy places the organism in Eukaryota, Fungi, Ascomycota, Eurotiomycetes, Eurotiales, Trichocomaceae. Gene Ontology annotation, biological process: chitin catabolic process; carbohydrate metabolic process. Gene Ontology annotation, molecular function: chitinase activity; chitin binding.